AUGUGGCUCAAGAGCGUUGUUUUAUCGACGGUCCUCGUUGCGGUGAAGGGUUCUACUGUGUUUGAGAACGGUCCAAGGAUUGCCGGAUACUUCAGUAUGAAAGAACCAACUCUUUACUCCUAUUUGCGCAAGGCUAACACUUCACCUCAAGAUGGGGGCUCUUUGUCAACCUAUUGUUCACAAAACACUACCGAUAUUAUCCCGUUGGCAUUCAUCCAAUCACUAAGCAGCGAACCCGUAGCUGCUUGGGGAGGAGACUUUACGGCGGAGGAGGUAAAGGGAUGCCAGGAUCAGGGUAAGACAAUCAUGGUCUCUCUCGGGGGAUCGCUUUACAUGGAGGGUGGUUGGUCAACUGUCGCAGAGGCACAGGCGAGUGCUCAAAAGCUCUACGCAGCAUAUGGACCAAGUGGAAAAACGCUAGCAACAAACGGGUUUGAUUUCGACUUCGAGGUUCCUAUGUCCAACCUAGUCGCAUUCACUAAGGAGAUCAUUGACCUCCGGAAAAAAGAUGGCAAGGAUGGACAAUUUUUCCUGACAGCAGCACCGGGCUGCUGGUACCCUGACCCAAACAUGGGCUCCGUUUUGACUCCGCAUCUUGACUGGUUCGAUGCAAUUUUCGUGCAAUUCUAUGGUGCUCCAGGUUGUGGGAUUCCCGCUGGGUAUCAAAAACGAUCCACCAAGCUGAACAGUCGAUCGAAAAUCAUGAAGCGUUCUUUCAAUCUGGAAACCUGGCUUUUGUUGGCUUCCGAGUCGAUUACUACCCAGCAGAUUGAUGACAGUAACCAGGUGACUCCAGCUGGAUUGGCCUUGAGUGGCCAGGGAAACGGCACAACCAAGAUUUUUGUUGGUGUUCCUGGUAGCCAGGCAGGAACAGUCUCACCUAACCAAGGCUAUGUCGAUGCACCAACUCUCCUUACUGCUCUUUCGCCUUACCUGAAGAAUAAAAACUUUGGAGGUGUCUCCAUCUGGACUAUCCAGCUUGCCGUGGAGAACUCUGGGUUUUUGGGUCUGCUUAGAAAGGGUCUGGCUCGUUGA
Molecule: messenger RNA, 1035 nt
Organism: Penicillium taxi
Lineage: Eukaryota; Fungi; Ascomycota; Eurotiomycetes; Eurotiales; Aspergillaceae
Exons: 4
Coding region: 1-1035 (344 amino acids)
Biological process (GO): carbohydrate metabolic process
Cellular component (GO): extracellular region
Molecular function (GO): chitinase activity
Source: RefSeq, a predicted model, not a curated record